Asparagus officinalis (garden asparagus) is the source of this 970-nucleotide messenger RNA. RefSeq lists its product as uncharacterized. The record is from RefSeq and is a predicted model, not a curated record. The transcript is spliced from 2 exons. NCBI's taxonomy places the organism in Eukaryota, Viridiplantae, Streptophyta, Magnoliopsida, Asparagales, Asparagaceae. Gene Ontology annotation, molecular function: zinc ion binding; nucleic acid binding. Bases 484 to 882 code for a protein of 132 amino acids.
AAGAUAAGCCAGAAGAGCCUGAUGAGUCAUCAAGUCUAUCUGAAAAGAAAUCUCAUGCUCAGUGGGUCAAAUCCAACAAGCUUGUCAUGCUGAUCAUUAGAGCAUCGGUGGACCAGACUCUUCGUGGAAGGAUUCCGGCUUGCGAAACUGCUAAAGAGUUGAUUGAGACCAUCAAGAAGCAGUUUGAAGGAUCCGUUAGAGCGAGACAGCAAAGUUAUCUGGUCAAACUCAUUAAUUUGAAAUAUGAUAGAAGUGGUGAUGUUCGUCAGCACAUUUUGAAGGUCUCUCAGUUGAUCAUUCGUCAAGGAGUUGGCACUUCAAUUAGAGGAUGAUCUGAUGGUUCAUUUUGUAGUUGCUUCUCUACCAAGCAAAUUUGAUAUUUUUAAGGUGAACUACAGUUCUCAAGAUAGGAAAUAGGACUUGAAUGAGCUUAUUGCUCUAUGUGUUGCUAAGAAAGAACGGCCAAAAAUAGGAAAAGCUGAGAUGACAAAUCUGGCACGUGGCAAGCUUGGACCAAAUAAGGUAGGAAAAAAAUCCUUCAAGAAUCAAGGGCACAAUAAGGGGAAGAAGUCUUUUGACAAAUUUUCCACUGUUUCUAGCACUUCUUUAGCAAGAGAAAAUGUUGAAUGUUUCUUCUACAAGAAACCUGGUCAUAUGAAGAGAGACUGUCUGAACUAUAAGCAGUGGCUGAAGAAGAAGGGAGGGAAUAAUCCACAGUCGGAAGGCAAGGGAAAAUCAGCAGCUUUUUUUGAGAAACUCACAGCCUUUGGAGGUGAAGCUCGUUGGGACUUUCAGUCUGCGCUUGGAUUCUGCAGUUUCCUUAGUUUUAUCAGACACUUUCCAUGUACCUUCUAUAAGAAGGAAUCUUAUUUCAGUUUCUAGACUUUCUGGAUCUGGUUAUAGCUUUGUUUUUUAGAACAAUUAUGUUUUAUCAGAAAAGGUUUGGAUAUUAUCGAACAUGGUUUCUUAA